AGAUAACGACCGAUAUUAUCGAUGCCGACCCGCAAGAGGAGUUGCAGAACCAAAUAAGAGUUGCAAGUCGACAAUGUGACGUUGCCACCGGCUCCCGCCCAAACGAUUCGCCGCCAUUUUGAUUUAGCAUAGACAAUCUGUGUUGCCAUAAUUCCAAGAUGGCGCUGCUGUACAUUCUUCUGGCUGUAGCCUCGUCGACGCUGGCGCAGUCCAACUACGACCAGCAGGCCAACAGCAUCCUCUACCAGGGCGAGGGGCUGCCUGAACAAACUAUAUUGGACGGCAAGGUCACAAAGCUGGACGACCUGAGCCCCGUUAUCUUCUUGAACCGGACGAAGGCGGCUCUGAACUGCGCUGCUGGAUCCAUGCAGAUUGAAUUAAAAUUCAACGAGAAAUUCUACGGCAUCGCGUAUGCGGACUUCGACCGUCACUCGGCUUGCCAGGUGGUCGGCAAGGGCGCGACGUCGUACAAGCUAGAGCUGCCUCUGAAGGGAUGUGGGACCAGACAGGAUCCCCUCCGCGUGUUCACCAACAACAUCGUGGUCCGGUUCCACCCGGGCCUGGAGAUGGAUGGGGACGAGGUCAUCACCAUCGUCUGCAGAUAUCCGCCGCCGAUCGUCCCGCCGCCCCCGAUCUCCGAACCCUUCAUCAAUGAACCUGAUAAGCCACUGCCAGCCGCGGCGCCGCUCGCCGGCACCCACAUCCUCAUGAUCAUCUGCGCCAUCUUGUUCCUAACCCUUCUACUGCUGGGUCUGGGCGUGUCCUACCUGUGCUUGAGGAGGCGCGCGCUGCCCGCGCCGAGGAGGUUGAUCGAUGACUCCUCUGCUUCUAUCGUUAGCAGAGAAAGUAUACAAGAGGUGAAAAUCCCCCGCGCCCACCCCGUCUACCCGCUCGCCGCGGAGGCCGAAAGCGCCAGCGUGGCCUCGGACACGAUACCCUCUGACUACCCGUCGGAGACCCCGAGCGAGGCCGAACACGCGCACACCAACCAGGCGUUCAUGAUUGACGAGUACCAUAGCGAAGGUUACGGCGAAACGCACGAAACGAUCACAUCUAACGGGCGCUUGCACGCAGCGCCGGCGUUCGACGUGCGCGUGCGCGUGCAGCGGCCACCCGCACCACCGUCCCCGCCCUCGACCCUGACGCCCACGGAGACCGACGGCGGCAGCGUCAGGCAAACCAUGAUACUAGAGGAACAUGAACGCCAAGAGUCCGUCCGCACGGUGUCGCCCAUAGCGUUGCCUCUGCCCGCGCGUCAAGCGCACCUGCCCCCGCCCGCGCGCCCGCCCCGCCCCGCGCAGCUCUACUCGCAGGUCAGCAGGGAGCGACAGGAAUGGUCUCGGCGGCCGCGCUCCAUCGUGUCCCUCAACACGGAGAUGACAGACACGCACUCGGUGACAGAGGUCACUGACCGGUCGCAUGCGAGGAUGUUCCACAUCAAGAAGCCGCCGCCACCGCCACCAGUGAUGAGCGAGCGUCUGGAGACGGAGGAACAUGAGGUCCUGAUGGAGAGCCUUGAACCCAUUCCUGAGACGCCUAUCCUUCCAGCCAGGAAACCGGAGAUCACGUCGCACGUGGUCGACGACGUGUUCCUGCGCACGAUCACCGAGAAGAAGACGAUUGAGGACAUCGAGCGGCACAAGAGGCUGGUCACUGAAUACAAACAGGUGCCUCCGCCGCCCCCGCAGUUCGACGUCACGAUCCGCAACCACACGCUGCCGGAGGCGCAAUGGGAGAACUUCUCCGACAUCAGCAGCGCCUCGGGCAUGACGCUCACGCCGAAGAUGGAACGCGUGCCUUUGUCACUGCCGCCGCAGAAAUAUAUCGGCAAAGGCGGCCCCGACCUCUUCUCCCCCGAACUCAUCAAGCAAUCUCAGUACCAGCCUUCCAACCUGCCGCUUCUGCCCGAGCUGCCACCAGCCCGCAACCCGCUGUAUCGUGAUGAUGACGAAGAUGUGCCGGAGCCGGUUCCAGUACCCCCUGUUCCUCAGAACUGGAGUGUCCUGACUAGGGUGCUUAGCACUGAGGCGCAAGACGAGGUCCUCCAAGAGUCGGAGCGCGUGCACCGCCUCACCCGCGAGGAGCGCCUGCGCUGGCGCGAGCUCAUCACCCACGAGUCCACGCUGCGCCGCGAGCUGGCCCGCUCCUCCACCCGCGAGGAGUUCACCAGGGUGGCCCACGACCAUCGCUUCGCGCCGCUGUACACCCCGCAUAAGUGGGAGGUCAUCAUACGGAUUCUGGCGCCUCCUCCAGAAAAACCCAAGAACCGCUACCGCAAAAAGAGCGAGUGGGACUCGCGUUCGCGGCGCAGCUCUCUGCCCACGCUUUAUGAGUACGACAGCGACGCCACCUCCCUCCGCGAGCCGGGCCGCUCCCGGCGCUCCUCGUACCGCAGCGACCACGUCGACAUGAGGUCCAUGUCGGAGAUGAUGGUGGACUAUGCACGGGAGGAAGCUGACAGCCAUUCUGAAGUGUCCGCCGGCACACAGCUGGGCCGGUACUACGACGAUGAUAGCGACUCCGAGCAUCCCUUCCAUCAGAACCAGCCCUGGUCUCGUCACUCUCUUCAUCGAUCCGUGAGUCAGCCUUCCCUCGCCCGCUCGGCGACGGAGGUGGUGGAACAGUGGACCGCCCCGGAAGGCGACGUCACGCCCAAGCCAGGCCGUCGCGUUAGAGGUCCAGAAGGCUUGACAACAUUUACUUCAUCCGAAGUUCGCACGUUCCAAGCUUCCAGGGAAUGGCGGGAGUAAAGGAACUUUAAAAAGGCCCAAAUUGUCCGUUAGGCGCCCACCAGAGUUGCCAUAAGAAUAUUUAAAUAUUUGUAGACUGAAAACAUUAUGGAAAGUUGUG
This is a messenger RNA of Cydia amplana, 2850 nucleotides long. It is a transcript of the gene pot, whose product is annotated as titin. NCBI's taxonomy places the organism in Eukaryota, Metazoa, Arthropoda, Insecta, Lepidoptera, Tortricidae. The record is from RefSeq and is a predicted model, not a curated record. The transcript has 20 exons. Bases 159 to 2750 code for a protein of 863 amino acids.